AUGUCCAGGAAGAUGGCUCUGUGGAUCUCCAGAGGCUUCUGGACAGCAGCGGUGAUGAUGAUCACGGUGGUACUGAGCAUCCCAGCCACUGAGGGCAAAGACUCCCCCCAGGAUUUCGUGCUCCAGAUUAAGGUCGAGUGCUAUUUCACCAACGGGACGGAGCGGGUGCGGCUCCUGAGCAGACAGGUCUAUAACCGGGAGGAGUUCGCGCGCUUCGACAGCGACGUGGGGGAGUUCCUGGCGGUGACAGAGCUGGGGCGGCCCUUCGUCGAGACCUGGAACCGGCAGAAAGACGUCCUGGAGUCGACGCGGGCCGAGGUGGACACGGUGUGCCGACACAACUACCGGACCGAGGAGAGAACCACCUUGCAGCUGCGAGUGGAACCUACAGUGACUAUUUUCCCAUCCAGGACAGUGGUUCUGAACCACCACAAUCUGCUGGUCUGCUCAGUGACAGAUUUCUAUCCAGGCCAGAUCAAAGUUCGGUGGUUUCGGAAUGACCAGGCAUUGACGGCUGGCAUCGUGUCCACUCCACUUAUUAGGAAUGGGGACUGGACCUUCCAGAUCCUUGUGAUGCUGGAAAUGACUCUCCAGCGAGGGGAUGUCUACACCUGCCAUGUGGAGCACCCCAGCCUCCAAAGCCCCAUCACCGUGGAGUGGCGGGUGCAGUCUGAGUCUACCCAGAACAGGAUGCUGAGUGGCAUUGGAGGCUUCGUGCUGGGGCUGAUUUUCCUCGGGUUGGGCCUUAUAAUCCGGCACAGGAGCCAGAAAGGACGCAAUGGGCCUCCACCAGGCUCCUGCGCUGACUGACGCCUGAGGAUACCUGGGAGUCUGUCUGCCUGCCUGUCUUUGCCCAGAAUUCCCAGCUGCCUGGAAGCCUGGCCCCCACACAGAUCAGUUCUACAGUGAUUCUGACACAGGCUCCAGGUCACCUCCUGUGACCCCUGCCCGAGGAUCUGGUUAUGAGACCGCUUCCUGCAAUGGCCUCGGAGCCUCUGCCCAUGUGCUCCCUACCAGCAGCAUCUACUCAGGCCCCAAGGAUUUUCUCACCCGUUUUGCAAGAGAAGCACAUUGAAGCCCAUUUACCUGUAUACAGAGAUUUUAUCAUAAGUAAACAUGAUUGUGAGUUA
Messenger RNA from Suricata suricatta (meerkat), 1130 nucleotides. RefSeq names its product HLA class II histocompatibility antigen, DQ beta 1 chain. Bases 1 to 810 code for a protein of 269 amino acids. NCBI's taxonomy places the organism in Eukaryota, Metazoa, Chordata, Mammalia, Carnivora, Herpestidae. The record is from RefSeq and is a predicted model, not a curated record. The transcript has 6 exons. Gene Ontology annotation, cellular component: MHC class II protein complex; membrane. Gene Ontology annotation, molecular function: MHC class II protein complex binding. Gene Ontology annotation, biological process: immune response; antigen processing and presentation of exogenous peptide antigen via MHC class II; peptide antigen assembly with MHC class II protein complex.